This is a messenger RNA of Ilyonectria robusta, 303 nucleotides long. RefSeq lists its product as uncharacterized. NCBI's taxonomy places the organism in Eukaryota, Fungi, Ascomycota, Sordariomycetes, Hypocreales, Nectriaceae. The coding region runs from base 1 to 303 and encodes 100 amino acids. The transcript has a single exon. The record is from RefSeq and is a predicted model, not a curated record.
AUGGCCCACAAGACUCGGUAUUACCAACAUGUCCUGCCGACUGUCCUUCGCGGCGAUGGCUCUCCCGUCUUCACCCACAACGACUUCCAGAGAAAGAACGUCAUGGUGCAGCCCGAUGGGACGCCAAUCAUCAUCGACUGGGAGUUUGCGUCGUGGUAUCCGACCUACUGGGAAUAUUCGACGGCUACAUAUGCGAACGGUGGUUGGAACGAUGAUUGGCACGAAUACGUGCGCAUGGCCUUGGACGAAUACCCAAACCAGUCCCUUUGGUUGUCAAGCAUGAAGCAUGAAAUGUGGACCUGA